Procambarus clarkii (red swamp crayfish) is the source of this 2903-nucleotide messenger RNA. The record is from RefSeq and is a predicted model, not a curated record. Lineage: Eukaryota; Metazoa; Arthropoda; Malacostraca; Decapoda; Cambaridae.
AAUCGUCACAACAUCUUUUUUUUCCAACAAAUUGCAAAUAAGAUUCUACCAUGAAUAUAAAAACAUAACCUAUACUACAAUUCAAAGUAAAAGGUAAAUUAUACGGCAUUCAUUUGCCGUGCAACUAGGAAGAGAUGAGCGAGGGCGAAGAAUCGGACAUUAGUCGAUACUUGUGUUUAUCUCCAGAGACGUCACUGGAGGAGCGGUCAUCUGCCACCAAGCGUCCGGCAGCUGAGGGGGAUGGGUGGGAGGAGGAGGAGCCUAAGAAAAAAAUAACUUUUGGUCUCGGCAAGCCUCAAGUAAAGGGCUCUGUGGGAGCUCCUCUCACAACCAAGAAACCAAUUGCUGGCAUCUCAAUCAAACUUGGUCAGACACAGAAGCCAGUUUCCCAGGCAGGGGCCUUAGCAGUGAAGCCCAAGGUUGGGUCAGCUGCAGCAGUAUUUGGCAGUGAAGAUGAUGAUGAAGAUGAAGAAAUGCCCCCAGAGGCCAGAAUGAGAAUGAAGAAUAUUGGAAGGGACACGCCAACCUCUGCAGGUCCCAACAGCUUUGGCAAAACAAGAAUGGGCUUCUGUGAUUCCAAGAAGAUUUAUGAGAAACAGCUUAAAGAUGUGCAGGACAGAUCAAACAAAUUAGAACAAGAUGGAGUGUAGACUACUUAUGUAAAUCAGCCAGAAGUGUGAAGUGUUGCAAUUGAAGUAUUACCUUGACUUGUUUACAUUAGUUUAGGUCUCGUUAUUCAGCAUGACCAUUCCCUCAAUUUUUUUUAUGCACUUUCUUGUUGGAGUUUUUGAAGUGAAUCAUGAAUAAUGAUAUUCCAGUUUCAGCACUAAUGAACAUGAUGUUGGCUAGCAGGUGUAUGUCUUCUCUGAUUUAAGCCAGGAUUUAGUUUCUCCAAGCAGUGGUUAAUUUAUCAAAGUUAAAUACAAAUAUUUGCAGGGAUGUUACCUCUUAUUGGUCAAUUUUAAUAAACUGAUGUAUAGUGUGAUAGUGUACUAUGUGGCAGAUAUAAUUUGUUUUCUUUAAGCAAUGUGAACAAGACAGCUUUUCCAGAUAAUUUUGUAUUAAAAACUGGUAAAUAUAGCAAACUAGAGACUUUGUACCCAUGUGAAGUUUUAUUUCAGUAGUGUGUACCUGUAUGCCAUAUUAUGAAUCUUACUGCAGAUUCCUAGUUUCAGGUAGUGGUUUGAGCCUUUUGAGAUAUUACUUCAAAUUAAUAUACAACUUUUUUUUUUUGUAGAAUUUGGUGAAUUGUCACAUUUAAUAUUUCAAUAAUUGAGAAAUAUUAUUUUAAACCAUUAUUCAGAAUUACAUUCUUUGAACAAAUUGUUAAGUGGGGACAAAGAAAAUCUAAAGGAAAUGUUAAUGGUUGAUGACUGUACAGUACUAGGAACAGCACUCUAAAGGCCAGAUUCUGUAUGGAUUCAGAUGCAAGGAACUUGAAUGUUGUUAAUGAAUUCUGUAGUGAUGGAUGGACUAGUAUUUUAUAACAAGUAUUUUAUCCCUGUAGAUUCAGCUAUUGUAUUUUAUUUUUUGGCUUUUCCCUACAGUAACUACAUCUGGUAGUCUGGGUUUAGUCAGUGAGUUUACAUGGUAUGAAUAGGCAUACAUUUUUGUAAAUAUGUAAUUACCUCACAUUAUAAUACCAUGUCAGAGUAUAAAUACUUUGUAAAUGGUAUUUGUGUAUAUGCUUUUUCAAUGUGACCAUCACUUGGGAAGAUCGUACACCUUCCUGGUUUGCUGUCAAUGGCAGUAAUUUGAAAUUCUAUAUUUCUAGGGACGAGUAUAUUGUUACAAAGUCAAAAAGAAUGCAUAUCAAAUGCGUAUCUUUGAAGCAUUUUUUAAUGUCUUGAAGCGUAUUCAUCUGGAGCUGGAAAGAUCCUAGCAUAUUAAUAUGCUGGAAAGAUCCUAGCAUAUUAAUAUAAUUGAGUUUUCAACUAAGUAAAAAUAAUUGUGUGAUUUUUUUAAAUUCCUAUAAAAUGUUUCAACAUCAAGUUCAAGUUCAAGUAUGUUUGUUGAGAUAAGCAAGAAAUACAUCUCAAAGGGAUAGAGUAGCUUAGGCUAUUUCUACCCCCCUGGAACAACAUUAUUGUAUUUCAUUUGUAAGAAAUAUAAUUAGCUCAGGCAGCAUACUGUUUGGAUUGAAAUAUCUGCUGUUAUUACGUCAGUAUAUCUAUUAACAUAGGUCAAUUAAAAAACAUCAAAGUCCUCAUCCUGUAUAAUUAUUGUAUCACUACUGUGAUAGAUCUAAUUUCUUUUAGUGAAAAACUUGAGUUUUCACCUGUACAUUGUUAUGUAUUUUGUAUUUUUUGGAUAUUACCACAAGAAUGCAUAACCAAGUUUUCUUCAAUACCGAAACACAGAUUGACAUAAUGCAGUGUUAUGAAGUAUUUUUGGGCAAUGUAUUUCCAUGGUACUAAUUUACCUUAUAGAUGACAUGGUUUUCAUUUUCUUAAAACUAUAAAUACCUUUCAUUGUUUUGCAUAAAAAUUUUAUGCUUGUGCCUGUGUUAAAGGGCUGUAAUAUAUUGUGAGCAAUUCACCUUAAAUAGUUAAUUUGUUGGAACCAUUUUAUAUGGCUUACCUUCAGUGUUAAAUGAACUCUUUAACUAAAAGGGGUUUGUUAAUUUUUUCAUUACUAGAUACUUUCAUAACAGCUUUCCUUAAAAAUGGUACAGUGUGAUCUCUCAUCAAUAAUGUGUGCUAGAGGAUGUCUGUAUACGAGUCUGCCAAAUAAUAGAGUUCUGGUACAAUUUAUUAUUAUUAUUUUUUAUUGGCAAUAAUAUGCCAAUUUUGUUUACCAGCUUUUGACACGUGUGAUGAAAAUACGUAUUUCAUUGCUACAUGCAAAUAUACAACAUGUAAUGCAUUUUUAAUGGAAAUAAAUACUGUACAAUAUGUUGGAAA